This is a messenger RNA of Salarias fasciatus (jewelled blenny), 4408 nucleotides long. RefSeq names its product flocculation protein FLO11. Bases 149 to 3622 code for a protein of 1157 amino acids. The record is from RefSeq and is a predicted model, not a curated record. The transcript has 14 exons. Lineage: Eukaryota; Metazoa; Chordata; Actinopteri; Blenniiformes; Blenniidae.
GCACCCCGGAGGAGAGUGAGUCCGCCCGGCCGCCUCUCCGUGACACUGCCCGAGGGACCGUCCAGCACCGGCCCGGCCCUCCUCACCGCCACACUCACCGAGGGACGCUCCGACGCCGGCCCGGGAUCCGCACCUCCAGCCCGGCAGCAUGCUGCUCUCACACCUCCCGGUCCUGGUUCUGCUCGGAGCUGUGGCUGCAGAGUUGAACACCACCGAUGGGACGGGCUUGCUCCCUACGGCUCUGAUGAACAGUUCGUCUCCAGACGACGGUUGGACAAACACAUCAGACGCUCCGACAUCCACACCGAGUGCCACAGCUGUGCCGCCGGCCACCAGCUCAGUGACGAUUGGGUCCACUCACAGCGCUGAGCCUGGCACCACAGCAGAGCCUGUUAGCCCCGGGAGCCAGACUGAGAAUUCAACCGCCGGCGCAGCCACGUCCGCCGGGACGAGCCAUCCGGCCACCGCUAGUCAGAGCACAGAGGCCACUGCUGCACCGACCGCAGGUCACACACCGGCCACAAGUGCACCCAUCACACACUCCAGCAGUGCAAACACACCCAUGACACACACAUCAAGUGAACCCAUGACACACACAUCAAAUGAAUCAAUGACACACACAUCAAGUGAACCCAUGACACACAAAUCAAAUGAAUCAAUGACACACACAUCUAGUGAACCCAUGACGCACACAUCAAAUGAAUCAGUGACACACACAUCAAGUGAACCCAUGACACACACAACAAAUGAAUCAGUGACACACACAUCAAGUGGACCCAUGACAUCACUGGCAUACACAUCAAGUGGACCCGUGACACACACAUCAAAUGAAUCAGUGACACACACAUCAAAUGGACCCAUGACAUCACUGGCAUACACAUCAAGUGGACCCGUGACACACACAUCAAAUGAAUCAGUGACACACACAUCAGAUGGACCCAUGACAUCACUGGCAUACACAUCAAGUGGACCCGUGACACACACAUCAAAUGAAUCAGUGACACACACAUCUAGUGAACCCAUGACACACACAUCAAAUGAAUCAGUGACACACACAUCAAGUGGACCCGUGACACACACAUCAAAUGAAUCAGUGACACACACAUCUAGUGAACCCAUGACACACACAUCAAAUGAAUCAGUGACACACACAUCAAGUGAACCCAUGACAUCACUGGCAUACACAUCAAGUGGACCCGUGACACACACAUCAAAUGAAUCAGUGACACACACAUCUAGUGAACCCAUGACACACACAUCAAAUGAAUCAGUGACACACACAUCUAGUGAACCCAUGACAUCACUGGCAUACACAUCAAGUGAACCCAUGACACACACAUCAAAUGAAUCAAUGACACACACAUCAAAUGAAUCAGUGACACACACAUCAAGUGAACCCAUGACAUCACUGGCAUACACAUCAAGUGGACCCGUGACACACACAUCAAAUGAAUCAGUGACACACACAUCUAGUGAACCCUUGACACACACAUCAAAUGAAUCAAUGACACACACAUCAAAUGAAUCAGUGACACACACAUCAAGUGGACCCGUGACACACACAUCAAAUGAAUCAGUGACACACACAUCUAGUGAACCCAUGACACACACAUCAAAUGAAUCAGUGACACACACAUCUAGUGAACCAAUGACACUCACAUCAAAUGAAUCAAUGACACACACAUCAAAUGAAUCAAUGACACACACAUCAAGUGAACCCAUGACACACACAUCAAAUGAAUCAGUGACAUACACAUCAAGUGAACCCAUGACACACACAUCAAAUGAAUCAGUGACACACACAUCUAGUGAACCCAUGACACACACAUCAAAUGAAUCAGUGACACACACAUCUAGUGAACCCAUGACACUCACAUCAAAUGAAUCAAUGACACACACAUCAAGUGAAUCAAUGACACACACAUCAAGUGCAGAAGUUACCAACACCACUGACAAUAUGCCAGCAAGCACACUGAUGACACACACAUCAAGUGAACCGAUCACCAACCCCACAGACAGCAUGAGUACAGAUACACACAUCAGCGCGACCACUGUCCCACCUAAUACAGGAAAUGACACGACCGUGAUGACCGACACCACCCAGCCCACGAGCAGCGCACCCACUGCAGCCACACAGAGCACCAAUGUCACAACUCCACCUGGCGUGACCACAGAGAACUUCACAUCUCCAAACUCCUCCAGCGCCACUCCUCAGACUCCUGCCUUGCCCUCCACCGUCAGCACAAUAGCUACACCCACAGCCGGACCCCCUCCCUCCACACCCGCCUCCAGCUCUCUCCCUCCGAGCAGCUCCCCAGGCAGUAGCACCGUACCCUCCACUGGAAAUACCACCACCCUUAUUCCCUCUACAACUUCUGCAAACGCAGCAACCUCCGGAGCGACUGGCCACGGUGCAACAACUGAUGGAAGUACGACAGCGUCUUCCUUCAGUCCACCCAGUCCUGACACCGCCGUCACCAUGCCGAGACCAACAGAAGCCUCCACCAGCAGCUUCUCCCCGACAGCAGAGCCGCCCUUCACCACAUCGAGCCCAUCCUUAGUGUGUCCUUGGGCCCCGUGUCCGUCUCAGAGCACCUGUCUCAACAGCACCUGUCAGUGUCUCUCGGGCUCCAUCCUGCAGGACGGACAGUGUCUACCCGGACGAGUGUUCCCGCUUCAGCUCCGUGUCCCCAAGUUAGAGUUUCAGAGUGAGAUGUCCAACAGGUCUUCACGCAUAUUCCAGAACACAUCGGCUGUCAUCCUGGCUGAGCUCCGCAAAGUCCUUCGAGACCAACCGGGCUAUGUAGGUUCAGACAUCGUGCAGCUACAACCAGGAAGUGUGGUCGCAACUGUGAACAAUGUCUUCCAAAACACAAGCGUCAGUGAAGAUGACGUCGAUCGGCUCUUUCAGAAGGCUAUAGACGACUCAGUGGACUUGUUUUCUGGCGCUACAGUUACAGUUACAAACCUCUGUGAGUCUGCGGUUUCGCCCUGUGACGUCUCCACAACAACGUGCACGAGUCCAAACGGCGUUGCUUCGUGUUCCUGUAAGGAGGGCUACAUCGUGGAUGUGUACUCAACCAGCAGCUGCAAAGCGUGUCCAAGUGGGCAGCAGGCAGUGGGAACCUCAUGCCAGCCGUGUUCAUUCGGAUACGCCGGCUUCAACUGCAAUGACUCGUCUCUGCUGGCGGUGGUGGUCCUUUCCUGCGUGCUCGGAGGAAUCCUGCUCAUCCUGGUCCUGGCUCUGCUGGCUUACUGCUGCUGGAGGUUAUGCUCCAAGAAUAAGUCCGACUACGGCAGCAGUCCGUACUCCUCGGACGACCUGAACCAGCCGUGGCCGACCGGCGUCACCCCGAUCCCCCGGGCCUCCACCAACUGGAGCUCCACCCCUUCCAUCGAGCUGACAGAAGGGGGCAGCACCAACACCCUGGUGGACAAAAAGCCUCAGAGCAAUGGGCUGGGAUCUAGGCUGAAGGAGCAGAAAUGGAAGAAGUCGGCUUCGUACGACCUCAACCCGGAGGCGAUGAAGACCUUCAAAGGCAAAAACACGUCGCGGUACUCCUACCUGGUCCAGGGCCACGAGAACCCCUACUUCCUGCCGGGAGACGAGAAGAAGGACUGAGAGACUUCAGCAAAAACUCUGGGACUCCAGGCGCCAGCAGUGCCGCGCUCGUUUCUACUGAAAGGCUUUUCUAUGCUCAGCUUGUCUCAACCAAUCAGAACGGACACAAACGGUCACCAAAGUGUUUCACUCAUACAAGCAAAAAGAAAAAAGUGAGCUUCUGUGAAUCAUGUCUGCUCAGCGUAACCACUAGAUGGCGCCGUUUCUCUUUAAAAUAUGCACAAUAGUUCUUUUUUUUUAAAGGUCUUUUCAUCCGUUCCUUUCUGUUUUUGUGCUUCACAGGAAUCACUGUAGUCUUAGAAAACUAAGCUUCUUAAAUUGCUUAAAUUGCACUAAAGUGUGUGUCAAGUUUACCACCGACGUUCCUCUGGAAUUCAAACUGAAUGUGGGAUUUCUGGGGCAGGUUUUCAUAAGGUUAUAAUUAUUAUUAUUAUUAUUUUUUUCUUAGAAAGACAAAUCCUGAAUGACUAAAGGGGCUGGAUCCCAGUGUUUUUAAAGGGAUUCUUGUUGUAGCAGUCGAAAUGCUGAGGAACUGCAGAAUGUGCCUGUUUUCACACACAAAUAGGAAACAUUAUGCAAAACUGAUGAAAAAGCCGAGAUGUGCCAACUAUCACCUGUAUACAUUUCUCCUCCAGAUUCUAUAUCUAAAUAUCUAUAUAUUUAUCCCCGUGUGUCUGAGACAGAGCACUGUUUUAUAAGUGUGUAAAGUUGUUUUUUUUUGUAAAUAACUGGAGGCGUUUUGGUAGAGAAUGUGUGUGCAUAUGCAGAAGAAAUAAAUUAAUUUAA